Molecule: messenger RNA, 1433 nt
Organism: Anguilla anguilla (European eel)
Lineage: Eukaryota; Metazoa; Chordata; Actinopteri; Anguilliformes; Anguillidae
Product: DLA class I histocompatibility antigen, A9/A9 alpha chain-like
Exons: 7
Coding region: 16-1023 (335 amino acids)
Biological process (GO): immune response
Cellular component (GO): external side of plasma membrane
Source: RefSeq, a predicted model, not a curated record
ACGUCGGAAGACAUUAUGGAACGAAUAACUGCUCUUAUUCUUCUUUUACAGGCGACAGUAACUGUUGUCAACACAGGUUCACACUCUAUCUGGGCGUUUGCAACAUUUAUUCACGGGCAGACCCAAUUCCCAGAAUUCAGUGUUUUGGUAUUUGUGGAUGAUCUUCAGGUGCUGUACUAUGACCACAACAUCAAGAAACUUCUCUCUCGAAGCGGACCAAACUCCACAAAGGGAGUUGAAGAUAUUAUGCUUCUAGGUGCAAACAUUGUGAUAGAAGACAUUUACAAUUACAUGAAACGUCCAUCACAUCAUGUAACUCUCUUCGCCAAUCACACUGGAGGAGUUCAUGUUCAUCAGAAGCUGGCUGGAUGUGUGCUGGACAAUGACAAGCCCAGUCCGGUCAUGAUGUGGGAUGCUUAUGAUGGAACAGAAGCAAUGUAUUUUGAUGUGCAUAAUUACACAGUCAACCCUAUAUGGUCACAGCUUAUACGGAGCACAAGGGCAGCAGAGGUUUUUAUAAUGGAUUUAAUAAAUAUUUAUCAGCCUAUUUGUAUCCAAACAUUGAAGUACUAUCUGGAGAAAGAAAAGAACAUUGUGCUUAGAAAAGAGCGGCCCAGAGUCAGACUAAUCCAGAAGACAUGUAGGGAGACUGGAGUGGUGAUGGUGAGCUGUCUGGCCACUGGCUUCUACCCCCGGCACAUCAACCUGACCAUGCUGAGAGACGACCGUCCCAUCUCAGACGAGGAGCUCAUUUUCGGGGAGGUGUUACCCAACGGAGACGGGACGUACCAGACGAGGAGAACCCUUAGUAUCAGUUCGGAGAAAGCGAGAGAGAAACACCGUUACACCUGCUCUGUCACACACCUUGCUCUGGACAACAAGCUGGACAUCAACUGGGAACCAGGGGAAGAUGCUGAUGUUGCAGUCAUCAGUUCUGUGGUUGUAGUGCUGGUUCUGGUUCUGGUUCUGAUCUUUGCCAUCCCUGCGUUUAUCGUCUAUAAGAAGAGACGCAGAGGCAUCUAGACCUCCAUUGGAUACUUGCUUGCUAAAGAGAAGAAUAGAACUUUGGCCGAGCCAGUGGACGAUUCACCACCACCCAACAGUGCACUAGUGCUACAGAGGAGAAGACGGAUCAGCACUGCAUCCCAUCUCUGCUAAACUUCAGAUAAGUUUAGAGAUCUCCACCAUAAUACUAAGAAAAAUCAUACCACCCGGGUAGAUGGACAUUGGACACUAUUUUAUUUUGAAACUUAUUGUAAAAGAAGAGCUCUGAUAUUUUUGUUUUUUUCCAAUUAAAGGGACAGUGACAAGAUAAAGAGGUUUUAUACCGCAACUAGGGCUGUACUGAAAAAUUCGAAACUUUGAAGCUUCGUUCAUUGAAUUGGCAUUCGACUGUGAAAUUAAGCAUUUGAUUAUUAGGAUGGGUGCUCAGU